AUGGGAAUUCCAGAGAAGAUUGAGACGCGCCUGUUUAUUAAUGGAGAGGCCAGUCCAAUCAACAUUUCAUCCAAUGGCAAGACUUUUGAUAUCAAAAAUCCAGCUACAUUGAAGCAUGUUGCCCAUGUACAUGAGGCAUCGGAACAAGAUACAGACGAUGCAGUCGCAGCAGCAAAGGCAGCAUUCCCGGCAUGGUCAGCGCUAUCUCCUAGCAAGCGCGGCGAAUACUUCAAGAAGCUCGCGAGCCUAAUUCUCGAAAACAAUGAUGAACUCGCAGCACUUGAGGCAGCCUCCAUGGGCAAGCCUCUGGGUACAUUUUUCGAUGGCCAUAUUGCGGCGGAAAAAUGGAACUAUUAUUCAGAGGCUGCCUACAGUGUUCAGGGCACAACGAGCGUGCAAACACCUGGUUUCCUCAACAUGACGCUGCGUCAGCCGUAUGGUGUGGUCGCUGCGAUUAUCCCAUGGAAUCUCCCAUUGGUAUUUCUAUCCAACAAACUUGCACCGGCGCUGAUUGUUGGAAAUACGGUUGUGUUGAAGAGCUCUGAGAAAGCGCCGUUGACUUCUGCAAAGGUUGCGUCUUUGGUCCAGCAAGCUGGCUUCCCACCAGGUGUCAUCAACAUCAUCACCGGGUUCGGUAAUGUGUCUGGUUCGAUAUUAUCCAGCCACAUGGACGUGCGAGCACUCUCCUUUACAGGCUCUGGACGCACUGGGCGCCUCAUUCAAACAGCAGCAGCCAAGUCGAACCUCAAGCAGGUGUACCUUGAGCUCGGCGGAAAAUCGCCGGCCAUCAUCUUCGAUGAUGCAGAGCUCGAGACAGCUGUCAAGCAAACAGCAUACAGUAUCCAGUGGAACAGUGGCCAAGUUUGCAUGGCCAAUUCGCGCAUCUACGUGCAAGACACAAUUGCCGACAAGUAUAUUGCGCUGUUCAAGGACUACUUUGAGAAGGAGGUGGCAAUGGGCGAUCCUCUCGCUAAGGGUGUCAAUCACGGACCGCAGGCCGACGAGGCGCAGCACAAGACAGUCCUGCAGUAUUUGGAGUCAGGCAAGCAGUCUGGUGGAGAAUUGCUGACUGGCGGAGGGGUGCCGUCGGGCCAGGAAGGCUACUAUGUGCAGCCGACAAUAUUCAAGAACACGCCUGAAGAUGCCAAGAUCAUGAAGGAGGAGAUUUUUGGCCCCAUUGUCAACAUCAACGUCUUCUCGACAGAGGAGGAAGCUCUGGCAAAGGCAAACGACACAGAGUAUGGCCUCUACGCAGCCGUGUACACAAAGAACAUCGAUCGCGCGAUGCGUUUCGCCAAAGGGCUCGAAGCAGGGACAGUCGGCGUGAACUGCACAUCGCCCAGCACCGGUGUCGACAUGCCGUUUGGCGGUUACAAGAGCUCUGGGUCCGGCCGCGAAGGAGGGCCCUUUUACUCUCUCGACAACUUCCUCGAGACCAAGAGCCUAGAACGGCAGAUUGGUGGUGGUGUUGCAGCUGAGGUGAGAGGAAAGGUGGGUGGUGAGAUGGUUCCUGGCCCAUGCCGAUACUGUGCUCGCACCGGGGCUACGUGCACCAUUGCUACCCCUCGCCGCAAGAGGCCCUACUAUCAUGUUACUGAGGAGGAGUACCAGUGCUCGAUGCGCAUCCUCGAGCAUUUUUUCCCUGGCCAUGAAUUGAACUUGCAGUCUUUGCGGACCAUAGCCAAAGCCAUCAAGGACGGCACCUUUGCUGCUCCCCCUGUCCAGCAGACAGACGGCCUCUUCACCAACGACUUGGCCUCUCCCGAGGAUGCAGAGAGUGUCGACGAUGUGGGAGAGCAGGACGUGGGUGAAUUGCAUGAGCCACUCGGUACUAUGAUGAAAGACUCAAGAGGCAAAUUCCGUUAUGUUGGUGCCCAUAGCGAGAUUCCCUUCAAUGCUGCUGUUGCGAACCUGGGAGCCCAGCGAAAAAACCCUUCCAUCAUUCCCAUGCCCCGCGUGGGAUCAUAUCCACCCACACUCUCCGCUUCGUCUCCAGCCACAGACCCUGGCGUUGAAGAGAGCUUCUAUCUGCCCCCUCGAGAGUUGUGCGACAUCUACGUCUCGAGGUUCCUCGAAGACGUUCACUGCACCUACUGGCUCUACCCUGUGGAAAACUUGCUGAGAAGAAUCGACAACACAUACAAAACAUCGACCUCGUCUUCAUCAAGCUCCUGGAUGUGCUCGGUAUACACCAUCUUUGCAAUUGGUGCAGCCAAUUACAUUGGAGAACAUGGCAAAUCUCCGCCUCCGGAUUGGCCUGCUGCAAUGGAUCAAAAGACUUCAGAAGCCUACAUUACGCUCGCAAAACAGUUGAUACCCGUUGUCUACGAUGAGGCAGAUAUUGAUAGCAUUCGAGCGUUGGCUAUAAUGAGCCUUGCAAUGGAAAAUAUGUGCUCCAGAGUAAGCGCGUAUCUUUAUAUGGGCGCCAGUAUUCAAAUGGCCUUUUCCCUUGGCCUGCAUCGCGACCAACUUCCAGAAAACGGGUCGUCUACCGAACGAGAGCGAAAUCGCCGCAUAUGGUGGACACUGUUUCUAUUGGACCAGGAAAUUUCCAUGAGAGGCGGCAGCCCCACUGUUGUCGACGAGCGAUUCACCAAAAUAUUAUACCCCGGGCUACACACCCCGCUUGGGUGGCUAGAUACUUCUGUAUCGUUAUGUCGUCUUAAACGUGAGAUCAUUCAAAGCCUGUACACCGAGCGCUCAGCGAAUUCCAUUUCAUUUUCUACAAUUUCAAAUUCACUAUUACUUCUACAGAAAUGGUAUCGCCAAAUGCCAGCGCAUCUGAAACACGGAACUCCAGCACCACCAACACACAAACGCGCCGUUGCGAUUUUACAUCUACAUUACUGGAGCACUAUCAUCCUACUCACCCGACCGUUUCUCCUCUACCUUGUAAUCAAGUACAGCACGCUAGCGGAUAGCAAGAAGAUAUGGUUUGAGCGCAUGGGCAAAACUUGCAUCGACGCGGCCCAGAAGAGCAUCGCCAUUCUACAAGAGAUGGCCGCCAAUGGCACGCUAUCCAGUCUCACCGCGUUUGACAGUACAUGCAUUCUUCGACUCAUUAUGAUCUUCGUCUUGGCCUACGCUCAUACCAGGAAUCGUCAAUAUAGCGAUCACAUCGAGAAGCUGAUAGCGCUUUGCAGAGGCAUGGAGCAGGUUGGCUUUGCUAAGAUGGUUACAGAGGAGACGCCAGACCGUCUUGCCGAUCUAGGCAUUCCCGAGUCUUCACAGCAGGCGAGCGGGGAUGAGAAUGGGCCGGUGCAACUUGAUGAUGAAAUGAUUGCGCAAUUAUGGGGAAAUUGGGAUCCGAAUUUCAUGACACCACUGCAGACGCAACAGAGUCUCGACCUGACCUUUGAUGACGCUGGCGCAUUCGAUAUGAAUUCGGAGAUAUUAGCAUUUACGAAUCUGGACGAGUCGAUUGUUAUAAAUCCUUCUCAGGGGUAUGAGGGCUACGCUACACAUGGUCAUGGCCAUUAG
Plenodomus lingam JN3 is the source of this 3480-nucleotide messenger RNA. Lineage: Eukaryota; Fungi; Ascomycota; Dothideomycetes; Pleosporales; Leptosphaeriaceae. The record is from RefSeq and is a predicted model, not a curated record.